This is a messenger RNA of Cylicocyclus nassatus, 439 nucleotides long. The record is from the annotation of a GenBank genome assembly. Lineage: Eukaryota; Metazoa; Nematoda; Chromadorea; Rhabditida; Strongylidae.
UCAACUGGACCUUGCAACAAAGAUCCCAAGGCAGUUACAUACGGUCCUCCGCUACUGUGUUCAGUUACCAUAAACUGCGAACAAACGGACUACCUACGAUUUCAAUUCUCUGAUGGAACCUUCGUUAAUAACGUAAGAAUGCGUGACUUUCGUCAACUCGCAGAUAUCCAGUGCGUCAGUGGUCAUUGGCGUUAUUAUGGCAUUGCAGAAUUUGACAACAAAGUACUGCGUCACGUCGUCUGUUAUUCAGUUGCAAUCCCAGUAGGCCCAUACCGCCCGGGGUAUGGUACAUAUGGCACCAUAAAGGAUUUGUGAAUGAGCGAUCAAAUCAAAAAUGAUUGUUUAUUCCUAUUUUUGGCUCAUAAUCCUCUGUUAACCUUGUAAUACUAAUGCUCAUUGGAAACGCGUAAAAGAUGGUCAGCAGUGUUCUACACAGAUC